AUGUCGACUAUAUCCCUCUCGGAUCUAGAGUUCAUAACCCGUGAAUCUCUCGCUAGCGACUUCAAAUCUUCAGGGUCUGCACUUCCCCCAAACACCGCCGUCGUCGACGUAAGGGACAGUGAUCACAUUGGCGGUCACAUCAAAGGCUCAACCUGGGUUCCCUCCUCACAACUCGACUACAAAACCCCCGAGCUCAUACGCACACUACAAGAUAAGGAAGUCGUCAUCUUUCACUGCGCGUUAUCACAGCAACGUGGGCCGAGUGCGGCGUUACGGUAUCUGAGGGAGAAGGAAAGGUUGGAUCCUGCUUCUAGCACGGAGUCGAAGGGCGAAGUUAAGGAGCAGAGUGAGGCGGUGGAGAAGGAGGGUGAGGGAGAGGGACCGAGCGGUACGCAGGUUAAGAAACAGAAGGUUUAUGUGCUCAAGGGGGGUUUCACGAUGUGGCAGGAGAAGUAUGGGCAGGACAAGGAUUUGACGGAAGGGUAUGAGAAGGAUGUUUGGGAGUUUGGUACGUCGGAUCAUUGA
This is a messenger RNA of Alternaria atra, 525 nucleotides long. RefSeq lists its product as uncharacterized. The transcript has 2 exons. The coding region runs from base 1 to 525 and encodes 174 amino acids. Gene Ontology annotation, molecular function: protein tyrosine phosphatase activity. Lineage: Eukaryota; Fungi; Ascomycota; Dothideomycetes; Pleosporales; Pleosporaceae. Gene Ontology annotation, cellular component: cytoplasm; nucleus. The record is from RefSeq and is a predicted model, not a curated record.